AUGAUCCCGCGAUCCUUUCUGCGCGUACGAACGCUGUUGGCAGCUUUGACAGUCGCUGCUUUUCUACUCUGGGCAAUAUUGGCCCAGUUCAAAGCCUACAUCCCCAAUCUCUCAUCUCAGGCCACCACUUCAGACCUGACACCGUCACAUCGCCAAUUUUGGCAGGAAUUCCACUCGCUGCUAGAGAAAUAUACGCCAGACACAGAUCCUAUUGUCGAAUAUGAAAGGGCCUCCACACAAGGCUUCAAUUCCCACAGUCCAUCACCGCGUCCAGACAUCCUCGACGUUCCGGAGCGAGACAUUAUCACCAUCAAAGAAGUACAUGCCGAAUUCAUCAAUGCAAUCACCGACUCCCCGCCCGAGCUCCCCUAUGACCCCGGCACGAAAGGCAUAGUCUCAACAGCAGGGGGCACCUACCUCCCAGUGCUAGUGAUAUCCCUCCGUAUGCUCCGCCGGACCGGCUCCACCCUCCCAGUGGAAGUCUUCCUAUCCGACGAAGAAGAGUACGAAGGCUAUAUAUGCGAGGUAGUCCUACCAUCCCUAAACGCGCGAUGCGUAGUUCUAUCCCGCGUUCUCAUCGCUGCCCCAGCACAAAUCCAGAAAUACCAAUUCAAGCCGUUCGCAAUGCUCUUCUCGUCCUUUGAGGAAAUCCUCUUCCUGGACGCAGACGCCUUCCCCCUCAAGAAACCAGAACAUCUCUUCACGACCGAGCCCUUCCUCGCAAACGGAAUGGUUACCUGGCCCGACUUCUGGGCCUCCUCUGUCUCCCCAUUCUUCUACGAAAUCGCGAACUACCCGCCCCCACCAAUGGACCUACGCCAAUCAACAGAAUCGGGCGAAGUAGUCCUCUCCAAAAAGUCACAUUUCCGCUCCCUCCUCCUAACAACUUACUACAACUACCACGGGCCUUCACACUACUACCCUCUUCUCUCACAAGGCGCCGCCGGCGAAGGCGACAAGGAGACCUUUAUCGCAGCUGCAACAGCCAUGAAUGAAUCCUUCUACCAAGUCAGCGAGUCAAUCUGUGCCCUCGGCCACGAAACACGUGGCGGCAUAGCCGGCUCCGCGAUGGCGCAGUUUGAUCCAGUGCAGGACUUCGCACUGACUAGCCGCGGUGUAUGGCGUGUUAGAGGCGAUCAUGCACCCGCGCCAGACGUCUUCUUCAUCCACGCCAACUUUCCCAAGUUCAACCCUGCUACGAUCUUCGAUCUCCAUGAGGUAAACCCUGCGUUUACGGAUGAGGGUGAUUAUACGCGGGCCUGGACGUUGCCGGUGGAUGUUGUACACGAGUUUAAUAGCAAGGUUGAUGUCGAGAAGGGAUUUUGGGAGGAGAUUCGUUGGACGGCUUGUGAGCUUGAGGAUAAGUUUCAAAGUUGGGUUGAGUAUGAGGGGAUUUGUGACGCAGCCAAGGAGUACUGCAGUGCUGUCUUUGGGGUGGAUUGA
Molecule: messenger RNA, 1443 nt
Organism: Penicillium crustosum
Lineage: Eukaryota; Fungi; Ascomycota; Eurotiomycetes; Eurotiales; Aspergillaceae
Product: alpha-mannosyltransferase
Exons: 1
Coding region: 1-1443 (480 amino acids)
Biological process (GO): mannan biosynthetic process
Cellular component (GO): Golgi apparatus
Molecular function (GO): alpha-1,2-mannosyltransferase activity
Source: RefSeq, a predicted model, not a curated record